This is a messenger RNA of Lonchura striata (white-rumped munia), 4031 nucleotides long. It is a transcript of the gene ABCG4, whose product is annotated as ATP binding cassette subfamily G member 4. Lineage: Eukaryota; Metazoa; Chordata; Aves; Passeriformes; Estrildidae. Gene Ontology annotation, cellular component: plasma membrane. Gene Ontology annotation, molecular function: ATP hydrolysis activity; ABC-type sterol transporter activity; ATP binding. The record is from RefSeq and is a predicted model, not a curated record. Gene Ontology annotation, biological process: cholesterol efflux; cholesterol homeostasis; transmembrane transport.
UGCGGGGCUUCUGCUAGCCACUGCGGGGCUGGGCCCGGAGCCCCCCGCCCGCCCUGCCACCCAGCCCCGCGGAGGGAUGGGGAGGAGACCCGGGCCGGGCACUCGCGGGGGCAGCGCCCAGCCCGGCUCCCGCCGCUGAGCACCGCAACCGAGCCCAACCGAGCCGAACCGAGCCGAACCGAGCCGCCCCCCGCCCGGCCGGACCCCCGGGCAUCGCCCCUUUGUCUGCGGAGGAGGCGAGGCGGAGGCGCUGCGGGAGCGGAGCCGCCGCCCCGCAGCCUGCCAGAGCGGCGGGAUGGCAGAGAAGGGCAUGGAUCCCGCCUGCGUCUCCAUCGCCCUGGAGGACGCGGUGUGCCACGCCGGCCCUCCGGACGCCCCGCUGCUCACCACCCACUUGAAGAAGGUGGAGAACCACAUCACGGAGGCGCAGAGGUUUUCCCACCUGCCGAAGCGCUCGGCUGUCAACAUCGAGUUCAUCGACCUGUCCUACUCCGUGCGGGAGGGAUCCUGGUGGAGGAAGAGAGGGUACAAGACUCUCCUCAAAUGCCUGUCAGGGAAAUUCUGCCAGCGGGAGCUCAUUGGCAUCAUGGGCCCCUCGGGAGCUGGGAAAUCCACCCUGAUGAACAUCCUGGCUGGCUACAGGGAGACUGGCAUGAAGGGGCAGAUCCUGGUGAACGGGCGGCCGCGGGACCUGCGCACCUUCCGCAAGAUGUCCUGCUACAUCAUGCAGGAUGACAUGCUGCUGCCACACCUCACCGUGCUCGAGGCCAUGAUGGUCUCUGCUAACCUGAAGCUCAGCGAGAAGCAGGAGGUGAAGAAGGAGCUGGUGAACGAGAUCCUGACGGCCCUGGGGCUGCUGGAGUGCUCCUACACCCGCACCAGCUCCCUGUCGGGGGGCCAGCGCAAGCGCCUGGCCAUCGCCCUGGAGCUGGUCAACAACCCGCCCGUCAUGUUCUUCGAUGAGCCCACCAGCGGUUUGGACAGUGCCUCCUGCUUCCAGGUGGUGUCCCUGAUGCGCUCCCUGGCUCAGGGCGGGCGCACCAUCAUCUGCACCAUCCACCAGCCCAGCGCCAAGCUCUUCGAGAUGUUCGACAAGCUCUACAUCCUGAGCCAGGGCCAGUGCAUCUUCAAGGGCGUCGUGACCAACCUCAUCCCCUACCUGAAGGGCCUCGGCCUCCACUGCCCCACGUACCACAACCCCGCUGACUUCAUCAUCGAGGUGGCCUCAGGGGAGUACGGGGACCUCAACCCCGUCCUGUUCCGCGCUGUCCAGAACGGGAUGUGCACCAUGGCUGAGAAGAAGAGCAGCCCUGACAAGGCAGAUUCCUCGUGCCCAACGUGUGGGACGGACGUGGAUCACAUCGAGAGCCACACAUUUGCCACCAGCACCUCCACUCAGUUCUGCAUCCUCUUCAAGAGAACCUUCAUCUGCAUCCUACGGGACACGGUGCUGACCCACCUGCGGUUCAUGUCCCACAUCUGCAUCGGGGUGCUCAUCGGGCUGCUCUACCUGCACAUCGGCAACGACGCGGGCAAGGUCUUCAACAACACCGGCUUCCUCUUCUUCUCCAUGCUCUUCCUCAUGUUCGCCGCCCUCAUGCCCACCAUCCUCACCUUCCCCCAGGAGAUGACCGUAUUCCUGAGGGAGCACUUGAACUACUGGUACAGCCUCAAAGCCUAUUACCUGGCCAAGACCAUGGCAGAUGUGCCCUUCCAGGUGAUCUGCCCCAUCGCCUACUGCAGCAUCGUCUACUGGAUGACGGGCCAGCCCCCCGAGGCCACGCGCUUCCUGCUCUUCUCCGCCCUGGCCACCGCCACGGCCCUGGUGGCCCAGUCCCUCGGGCUUCUCAUCGGAGCUGCUUCCACUUCCCUGCAGGUGGCCACCUUUGUGGGACCCGUCACUGCCAUCCCCGUGCUGCUCUUCUCGGGCUUCUUCGUCAGCUUCAAGACCAUCCCCACCUACCUGCAGUGGAGCUCCUACGUCUCCUACGUCAGGUACGGCUUCGAGGGGGUCAUCCUCACCAUCUACGCCAUGGAGCGCGAGGACCUGGAGUGCCUCGAGGAAUUCUGCCCUUUCCAAAAGCCCAUCAAGAUCCUGCAGGAGCUGGACGUGGAGGAGGCCAAGCUCUACCUGGACUUCCUCAUCCUGGGCAUCUUCUUCGUCAUCCUGCGGCUCCUGGCUUACCUGGUCCUCAGGUACAAGGUCAAAUCUGAGAGAUAAAGGGGCCGUGGGGCCCCGGUGCCGCUCCCGGGCCUGGCCUGCUGUGAGAGAUGUUCUGCAGAUGGACACGGUGCUCCUGCAGGUCCCGGACCGUGGCGGAGGCACUGGGAGGUGCCAGCCAGGCCUGGCUCAGUCGAGAAGGGUUUUGAGACAUCUCGGAACUGUUUUAACCUUUCCACACACUCUUCAUUGCAAAAACGUUUUGUACAGCCCCGGCAUGUGCCGCUCUCCCCCCCGGGACUGGCGAGCCCCACGGAGCUUGGGUCCCCUCUUGUUGUCCCUGCCUGGCGCUGCCCUGGGGACACCAGGGACAGCCCAGCCCGGGUGGUUUGAGCCCAGCACGGCUGGGAGGAUCCUCUCUGGGCUGGGGCUGGGCUGGGAGCAGAGAGCUGCAGAGUUGGAAGGGCAGCUCGUGGCCCCGUUCCUCGUCCUGGCCAGCAGCGUGUGAGUCAGUGCUGAGAAGAGCCCAAAGAUGCCAUAGGUGACAUUGCACCAGGCUUUAGAGUUUCCUGCCACUGUAACCACAAGAGAUUGCUUCAUCCCCCUUUCCUUCCUGCACAAACCCUCCUUCUUUUUUUUCCCUUUUUUUCUUUAUUUUCCCCCCUACCACAAACCCCACUGCAUCCCAGUCUUCGUGGAGGGGUAGAGGAGGAUGUGGGGCUCUGUCUCAGGCUCCUGCUGGGACAUCAUCCUCAGAGAUGGGAUCUUCACAGCAGGGUCUGUGGGAGCAGGACUGUGUUCUCAGACCUUAGGGAGUCUCACUUCAGUCCCUGUUGUCUCUGGGGUCUGAGACAAAAAGGUCUGAGCCAAAUCUACCAACACGGAGAGGAGUGACUGGUCCCUUGCAUGGAGCAAGGAGGAUUUGGGUUCCCACAGCCUGCCCGUGCCAGGAGGCUGAAAACCAGGGCUGGGCUCAGCUGUGUCAUCACUGGAGGCUCUGCUGCAGGAGGAGAGCUGGCCCUGAGCCCUUCCCUGCCACCUCUCCCCCCCAGCUCCACUGGGGCUGUCUCAGCAGGACAGGGCAGACGAGCCUCGCUCAGCACUGACUGUGCAAGGAAGGGACACCAAGGACACCUGGCCUGUCACAGUGCCACCCCCCCAGGGUGACACUGUGCAGAAGGGGGUCCCAGCAGUGCCUGAACUGGAAACCAGGUGAGAUCCCAGGCUGGUUUAAUGCAGCGGGUGACCCGGACACUGGGAAGGCCUUGGCACUUAGUGACUGGUACCAGAAGGUCCCUUGUGGCACGUGGUGGCUGCUCCAGAGUCCCACGCUUUGCAGAGAGAAGGCAACUCAGCACCUUGUGGCUCUCCAGAGGAACUGAGCUGAGCCCAGAGCUGGUGGGGCAUCUGCUGCUGUGCUGGAACACAGCACCCAGCUUACCUGCACAGCACAGGCUCCGUGGGUGCGCUGGCACUGCGGGCACCGGGCUGCACGUGUCACCCACAGGCGUGGCAAACAACAGGGUUUUGGCAAGCCCUGGCUCAGGUCAGCCUGGGGAUGCUGCUCCUGGCACUCUGAGCAGCCAGGGAUUGCAGGGCAAAUGCCAGAUUCCAGCAGAACCCUGGAGACUGAGCUUUGGCUUGGCUGGCUUGGGUCGGGGCUGGCCUGACACUGAUGCUGGGCACUCAGCAGAGCCCAGUCUCCCUGCCUGGAGGGCAUCAAGGAAUGUUUGGCCAUGGGGCUCUCCUGCACCGAGGGUCUGGAAGCAGGACACACCCUGCUGCCCUUUCCACACUGAGCAUCAGGGUUCUCCAGGGGCUGUUGUCUGAAUUUUCACCGUCCCUCACAAAAUUCCUGGAUCUCCUUUCA